AUGAGCUACUACCUGUUGGAGUCGCCAUUCAUCUCCUUUCGUGAAGCCACUGCGGACCACAAAAUUGGCGAGGACACCAGCCCGUUUCUCCCCGCCCAUCGUACCGUCUUUAGGAGCCGAUACAGUGCCAGUCUGCUCAAUGCUGUCGAGGUGAACCUAGUCAGGGGUCGAAAGCAGCGAGCUUCUUCAGUCGAAAGGGCUGCAAGUAGCAAAAAGCCGAGACAAGAGCGGGAGACGAGCGAGCAGCGAGUGGGCAGCGAGGACGAGUGCGGAAUUGAGCUCGGUCGAGGGACGUCGACCUCGUCCUCUAGCCAACAUGUGCCGGGCUCAGUCGAAGGCAUCGACAUCGAGAAAGAGGGCGAAGGCGAGGCAACAGAGGACUCUGAAGACGACGGCGAGGUUGAAGAUCUGUUGCGGGCUUCCCCGAGCACAAACAACGUCAUUCGUGCACGCCUCAUGGGCGUUCCCCUAGAGGGCGGGGGCGUACGCUUCUCGGUAGAGGAAGGUGUACGACGGAGCCGAAGCCGCAAUCACCUGGACACCCUCGUCGCAUACCUCGUCGCCUACCUCGUCCGGGAAACGUCGCCCAGUCGAAAUGAGCUGCUCUGCCAGCGCGACCUUGCUCGAGUCAUUGUGGCAGGGGGUCAUAUGGGCGCCAUGCUAGCAACAGUGGCUGUCUGGGAGCCGCGGAUCUGGUCAUCCAUGUCGAAGACGCCAUUUGUCGAGUUCCUCGCUGGGCGUGAAGUGGCAAAGAAACUGGGCACCCGUAUGCAUCGACCUCUCAAUCGCAGAGAGCAAAGCUGCCUUGCCAAGCUCCGCCGACUCUUUCUCUCUCUUCUCUUGGAUCUGGACGACGCCUGUUCUAGCCUGUCACUCUCCAACGAUGAAGCCAGCCUGGACAUGGCCCUCUUGAUGGCUCUCUAUCAGAAGAAAGGCUCAGAAGCCCCAGCAUCAGGCUCCGUCGAAUGGGUUGACAGCGCCACUGAGCCUUACGCCAAUCGUGCGUUUGAACAUCGCUUCCACGGCGACAGACGGCAGGUCGUCAUUCUGACGAGCAAAGAAGCACACCAAGAAGCAAGAAAGGGCAGCGAAGCAAUUGCGGCUCUUUCGACGCCGUCGCCGCUCUUUUCACCUGACCGAGGUUCGGCAGCCCUUCCAUCUAUCCCUCUCUUUCCCUGCGCAAAGACAAAGGCGUCUGCAGCAAAUUUCCGUGCCAACCCCGCCUACCCGAUCGAUGAUGAGCCGAGCGCAACGUGGCCGCGGGCCCUCAAGACGGUGGCCAAUGACGCACUGCGGGCAGUGGUAGACCGCCUCUGGCUUCAGCAACGGGCGCUGGCCGAGGCCAUCUUGGCAAAGGAAGAGGCAGAGUUGGAGACAGACGCCCUGAGUGCCAAGCUGGAGGAAGCAAACAUCAAGGAGGAAACGCUGCGCAGUCGACUGCACACAGUCAGCAACACCUGCGAGGAUCUCGAGGAGGCGAAGCGCGUUGCCGAGAAGAGAAAGCACGAGGCGGGAGCAUCGAGGUCAAGGGCCAAAGAGAGGGUAAAGAAGUUUUCCGAAGGAGCGAAGCACUUGGCCGCAUUGCGAUCGGACUCUUCUGUGUAA
Molecule: messenger RNA, 1605 nt
Organism: Acaromyces ingoldii
Lineage: Eukaryota; Fungi; Basidiomycota; Exobasidiomycetes; Exobasidiales; Cryptobasidiaceae
Exons: 2
Coding region: 1-1605 (534 amino acids)
Source: RefSeq, a predicted model, not a curated record